Mucor velutinosus is the source of this 738-nucleotide messenger RNA. RefSeq names its product Replication factor A protein 2 (gene ssb2). The transcript has a single exon. NCBI's taxonomy places the organism in Eukaryota, Fungi, Mucoromycota, Mucoromycetes, Mucorales, Mucoraceae. The record is from RefSeq and is a predicted model, not a curated record. Gene Ontology annotation, biological process: regulation of mitotic cell cycle. Gene Ontology annotation, molecular function: histone binding; protein kinase binding; cyclin-dependent protein serine/threonine kinase activator activity. Bases 1 to 738 code for a protein of 245 amino acids. Gene Ontology annotation, cellular component: cyclin-dependent protein kinase holoenzyme complex; SCF ubiquitin ligase complex.
AUGAGCAACGACGAAAACAACCCUCAAUUGCACGACACAAAGGCCACUACACAAGCGCCAUCAGCUGCAAAGCCAACCAACAGUAACACAUUGGCAAAGAAUGAAGGAACCAAUUUGAAAGAGUACAACAAUUUAAUGCCCAAAACAAUCGAGGAAAUCAAAGAGAUCCAAGCGAGAGGCCGUAAACUACUGAUCAAGAAAAAGUACAUUAAACGAAGCCGGCUUGGACUACAGCAGCAGCAGCCCAAAUCAGAAGAGGAACUGAAGCUGGAACAGUUGCAGCGACAAAAAGACAUUAAAGAGCUGCCAUCACAAAUCAUGUAUUCACUCUACUACCAAGAUGACGAGUUUGAGUAUAGACAUGUUGUCUUGCCCGUAAAUUUGGCAAGAUGGCUGCCGCAGAAUCGAUUGCUGAAGAAGGAAGAGUGGAUUGAAGUGGGUGUACAUCAAUCAUCAGGCUGGGAGCACUAUAUGAUUUACAAACCUGAACCUCACAUUUUGCUCUUUAAGAGAGAAAAAAACUAUCUGAUGAAAUAUGGGGACCAUGAUCCACAAUAUCCACCUGAAGAAGUCGAAAGGAUCAAAAAGCAACAGCAGGCACUAUUGCAACAGCAAAGAGAGCAACAGCAAACUACAGUGGACGAUACCAGUAAUCACUCUUCGCAAACCCUUCCCCCAGCACCCCUUCAUCCUGACCCUGCUCCUCUUCCUCCCCCCAAUCAUCAGUCUGCCAAAUAA